Molecule: messenger RNA, 1650 nt
Organism: Ornithodoros turicata
Lineage: Eukaryota; Metazoa; Arthropoda; Arachnida; Ixodida; Argasidae
Product: DALR anticodon-binding domain-containing protein 3-like
Exons: 2
Coding region: 1-1533 (510 amino acids)
Biological process (GO): arginyl-tRNA aminoacylation; tRNA C3-cytosine methylation
Molecular function (GO): arginine-tRNA ligase activity; ATP binding; tRNA binding
Source: RefSeq, a predicted model, not a curated record
AUGGAUGUUCAAAAGAGACUGACACUGUUUUUGAACGAGUUUUGUGCCGCGAAUGCGAUCAGCGAAGCGCCUGCAGCGGAAAUCGUAAGGACCCGUUCGAAAAAUGCGAAUAUUAAAGCCGACUGUCGCAUUUAUGUGCGUCCAACCCAGCUAAGUGCGUUUCAAGAAUGCAUGGACCGUUUUAUCGAACAGGUGCUGAAAUCCAGCACCACAUGGCCAAUUCCUAUAGGAAAAUGUAGUUUUCACGCAGAAACAUCCUACAUUGAAAUGUGGCUGCCAAGAACUGUUGCCUUUAAGUCACAUUUAAAGUCUCUCACACAAGAUAGGAAACCUGUAAAGUGUGGCGGUGAAGUUGCCUUUGUGUAUGUUCCUUAUGUCGAACCAUCGUUCACAUCCGUGAGGACAGAAAUGCUUGCAGCAUACACAGCUGCCUGCUACAGCAACGAAGGGUUUCUAACGAGCAUUUACGUGCGAGAAGCGAAAAACAUAAAUGUGCCCACUACGGUUACCCGCAUACAGCACACCGAUCAGAUCCAGUUCAUGUCGGACGAGAAAGUUUCCGAAUUACUCCAGCGAUGCCAGUAUUACGACAGCACAAGCGGAAUGCUGAAUUUACGGGAGUAUCUCCAAAGCAAAGGCGGCAAAGCUGUUUCUGGAUGUGACACAAAUGUUUGUUCUGUCAACCAAGACAGCGUGGCGUUCAGAACAGCUGUGUCGCUGUUAGAUGUUGUUCAGAGCCACUUCAAGCAGUUGCCAGAUCUUAUUGUGCACGUCGUGCCACAUGGAAAGAGCUUUGUAGUUCAGAACGCGGGACUUAUCUUCGAGCUACUGUGCUCUCUACUUACAGAGAGUGCUAUCUGCCGGAGACAGCAAUACCUCAUCCACGACUGCGUUUCUGCGCCGGGAUGCGACUCUCCGGAGAAAUACAUUUCACAAACGAAGUUGUAUCUGAGAGAAGCCUUCGUACAGCGCUGUCAAACAAGAAGCGCCGAGGAUCUUGAACGUUCCAUCAAGAUACUUGCAUGGAGCAAGCUGGCAUUUGAAAUCCUGGGCUCAAAGCAAAACAUGAAAGUUGCACUGAAGCAAGCAGACAACUAUGAAGGCAAAGGAGGACUCUUUGUCCAGUACACAUCUGCUAGGAUAUCGGCUCUGCUUUCAAAGUACGAGGAUGAAGUUGCGAAUGGAACAUACCCUGCUUUAUCUGCCAUAGAAGAUGUGGACUUCUCGGCAUUGGACUCUGACCUGGAGUGGAAAUUGUGGCACAGUUUGGACUCCUGUAAGCACCUGCUCGAAAAUAUGCAGCUGUGUCGAAACUAUGUAAGAGUAGAGGUACAUGCGCACAAACUGUGUGAAGAAUUGAUAGCCAUGUGCCUUGCAUUUGGUGCCUUCUACAGCAAGGUCAAAGUGUUGGUGGAGCCUCGGCAGCAUCUUCUCGGAACGGUGAUGGCACGCUUGUGGCUAAUCAAGGGUGUGCGUGUUACGCUUUGUAGAAUGUUGGAAAUCCUGAGCUUGCAGCCUUUGGACUGGAUGUAGUAUUCGAUCAACCUAAGUACGCGGGUUUACUAACGAUUAAUUAAAGGAGCGGGCCAUGUAUCUGAAGUGUGUAAUCACCUUAUCUUACACACUGCCAGCGGUCGUUUUCUUUGUGCA